Messenger RNA from Schistosoma spindalis, 6710 nucleotides. The record is from the annotation of a GenBank genome assembly. Lineage: Eukaryota; Metazoa; Platyhelminthes; Trematoda; Strigeidida; Schistosomatidae.
GAAUAGACAUGGAUACAAAAAAGAAAAAGCACAAUCAUGAACCAAAUAUGUAUAUACAUUUAUAAAUAGUGUGCUGAUAAAUAUUCGUUUCAUAUUAAGAUAACACACACACGCACACACACACCUAUAGAUAUAUAGGUAUACACACUUAUCAUAUAUAUGUAUAGGCUUAAAGAUUUUGAUAAAUACGUGGGUGCUAUUUCCCUUAGUUUAACUAAUAAUAUCUUGAUAUUUUUCGGUCAAUUUUUACAAUAGGGUGGUAAUAUAUAUUCAUAGAAGAGGGUCGAUUAAACUUUCUUCUUCUUCUGCUUCUUCUUCUUCUUCUUCUUCUUAUUUUGUUUUUGUUUUUGUAAGCGUAGGCAUAUAUAGACAUAGUGUUACAGAUCUAUGUUAAAGACGAUAUGGUUACUGUUGCUGUGAUUGUUGUUGUAGUUAUGAUUGUUGGGAAUAAUCAUGACGACGAAGGUGAUCGCAACUAUGUAAUACAGGCAUAGUAUGGUAUAUAUAUAUAUAUUGUGCACAAUUCAAGGUUCUUUUCUUUUCUUUUGAAUAUGUGCAGCAUAUAUAGUAUUCUAUGUAUUCCCCCACCCCCACCCCCUCUUAGAAAUAAUUAUUAAAUUAAUAUACAAACUUUAGUAUCUGUGUGUUAUUUUUUCUUAUUGUUGUUUAUUGUUGCUGUUGCUAUACUAUAAGUUUUUUAGUUCAUUUAAUCAUAGGUAUUUUCUAUAUAUUGAAAACAUAGGAAAUGGUGGAAAAUUAUUUCUUUUAUACAAUAAUCAUUUCACUAAUAUAUAAUCAUUCUGUUCAAUUCAAUUGUUGGUAAAUCAUACUCCAAAUACAAAAUUAUUACCAUACACACACACACACACACUCACACUCACACACACACACACACAAACUCACACAAAGAUACGUUUACUCAAAACUAUACAUGGAUACUAAUGAUUCAAGUAUUAUCACAUUUAAAUUGAAUAUAAUCAGUACUACUAAUUAAAUGAUCAGUAAUAUAUUAUAACUUAUAAGAGAUACAAUAGGAUACAUAUUGUAUAUGAUAAAUAAAAAGAUCUAAUUAACAACUUGAUUGGAUUUAUAUUUGUCAAGAGAAAAUAAUUGAUGAAUAUUAAAUGGCUAUACCAAUUACAUUCCAAUCUUUACAUGAUACAUCUAAUUCAACAUUAAUGAUACAUUCAUCAUAUGAUUUCAAUGAUUCACAUAUAUCAUCUAUAUCCUCUUGUAAUAAUUUAUAUUAUAAUAAUCCAAUAGAAUCUAUUCAUAAUUCAGAUUAUAUAGAUACAAAUAGUUUAUUUAAUGAAUGUUCAUUUAAAUUAUCAUCUAAACAAGAUAUUUAUCAUAAAUGUAAUACUGAUGAUGUAAUACAUUACACAGAACCUAUAUUACAUCAUAAUAGUAAUAAUAAUAAUAAUAAUAAUAUAGAAUUGAAUAAUUCUAAAUUAUCCUAUUCAACAGUAUGUCAUAAUGUAGAAGAGAAUAAUAAUAAUAAUAAUAAUAAUAGUAAUAAUAAUCUAUCUUUAUUACCUAAUUGUAUAACAAAAAGUAUAAAUAACUUAGUAACUAAAUUCAAUAAUGAUCCUUAUGAACAUGAUAUAGAUAAUCGAUUUGAUUGUUAUCAUUCAAAUGAAUUAUCGAUUAAUAAUAAUAAUAAUAAUAAUAUGAUGAUGAUGAUACCUUCAACAUUGAAUAAAAUGACAUCAUAUUAUAAUAUGGAAUUAAUCAAUGAUAAAACAAAUUCAUUGAAUUCAUCUAAAUGGUAUCCAUUAUUGAAUAAUCGAUAUAAUACCGAAUCAAUAUAUUAUCCAUUGAUAACAAAUAUUGAUGAUCAUUCAUUAAUUUUAUCAUCAAAUUAUACAAAUGAUACAUUGAAUUUAUCAAAAAUAUUUAAUUUAGAUCAUGAUGAAUUGGAUUUAUUGAAUGAAAAUAAAAUAGAUCCAAUUUCAUCAUCAUCAUCAACAUUGUCAACAUUGUCAACAUCGUCCUGUUCGUCAUCGACGUGUUCAUCCUCCUCAUCCUCAUCAUUAUCAUUUAAUGAUAAAGAUGUUCGAAAUGAUUUACUUCAUGAAGAAACAUUACAUCAUCAAAGAUCUAUUGAAAAUAUUCAACAUUUAACAAUCAAUAAAAAAUGUUUACAUAAAUAUGAUUUAAUAGAAUCUUCAAAGAAUUAUACUACUACUACUAUGACUACUGAUAAUAAUAGUAAUAAUAAUACUAUAAUACCAACGGAAGAAAUUGUAAAAAAGCGUAUUAUAAAUUCAUAUGAGAAUAAAUAUGAACAAGAGAAAAUGAUUUCGUCAUUUAAUCAUCCUUCUUCUUCUUCAGUUGUCGCAUAUAAGAAUUGUGAUAAUCAUAUGAAUUGGAUAAAUAAAGAUGAAAAUAUUAAAAGUAUAGAAGAUCAUGAAACUUGUACAACAACAACAACAAGAAGUAGUACUACUUAUACUACUAGUACUACUACUACUACUACUACUAACAGUAGUAGUAGUAGUAAUAGUUUGAAGAAAAAUCAUUCAUUAUCAUCAUCAUCUUCAUCAUCGUUAUCAUCAUUGAAAUCAUCACGUUUAAAACGUAAAAUAAAUGAUACCUGUUCAUCUUAUCUAAUCAAUCAUGAAUCAACAAUAACUAAUAAAGAAUCAUAUAAAUUCAGUAAACAAUCAUAUAAAUCUAUUGAUUUAUAUAAUAAUAAUAAUAAUAAUAAUAAUAAUAAUCAAUUUAUUGAUUAUUCUAUCAAAACAUCUACAUUCAAUAAUGAAUUACCAUUUAUAUCGGAUAUUGAUCAUCAUUUAUUAAAUCAAUAUAAUAAUUCAUUAUCAUAUGAUUUAUCAAAUAUUGAUUUAAAUAAACAAAUUAUGGGUCAAUCUAAUGAUUAUAUAUAUCAUACAUCAAUGAAUUCAAUUGAACAUUUUCCUAUAAUCAAUAAUAUUACAUCAUCAUUAUCUUCAUCAUCAUAUCUACCACAAAAAUCAAUAUCAUUAAAUUAUUAUGAUCCUAAUAAAUCAAUAGAGAAAUCAAUCAAUCAUAAAAAUAAUGAUUCUAUUACAUUAAUAAAUAAUAAUAAUAAUAAUGAAUAUUCAACUUAUUCUACAGAACAAUUAGAUCAUUUUAAUUCAAUAACAUUUGAUUAUUGUAAUGAUCCAAUUACACAAAGAUAUAUAUCAUGUACAAAUAAUGAAUAUCAUCAUCAUCAUCAUCAUCAUCCUUCUUCUUCUUCUUGUUCUCCUCCUCCUCCCCCCACUCCUACUCCUCAUCCUCAUCAUCACCAUCAUCAUCAUCAUCCUCCUCCUCCUCUUCCUCAUCAUCAUGAACAUCAUAAUGAUAAUAAGUUAAAUAUAAGGAAUACAUUUAAUGAAGAAAUACAACACCUACUAUUACCACCACCACUAUCACCACAACACCAACAACAACACCCACCAGUGCCACCACCACCACCACCCCAGCAACAACCAUUAUCUAAAUUGAAUAAUAAUAAUAAUAAUAAUAAUAAUACAACAUUAGAUUAUUUUAAUAUAAAUCCAUUAACAUAUUUCUCAUCGAAUAUAUUUCCUUCUACAGAUAUUCAUGAUAAAUUAAAAAUGAAUUCAAAAUAUUUAGCUGCACAACAACCAUUAAUAGUAAAAUAUUUUAAUCAUAAUCAUAAUCAUAAUAAUAAUACUAAUAAUCAAACCAAUGAAAUGAAUGGAAUAAAUGAAAUACAUCAAACCAAUGAAAUGAAUGGAAUAAAUGAAAUACAUCAAACCAAUGAAAUGAAUGGAAUAAAUGAAAUGAAUGAAAUUAUAAAUGAAACUAAUAUGAUUCAUCAUUCAUCUAUACAUUCAAUAUUAAAUAAUGAUAAUAUUAUACUUUCUAUUGAAGAUACUACUACUAAUACUACUAAUACUAAUACUACUAAUACUACUACUACUAAUACUAAUACUACUAAUAAUAAUAAUGACUUAUAUUUAAAUAGAUUUGAUCAUUUUAUACAUUUACCAAUAUCGAAUACAUCUGAAUGUAUUCAUAAUUAUAAAGAUAAUAACAUAGGAACUAUAAAAGAUAAGAAUUCAUUUGAUCCUAAUAUGAAUAUCAUAACAAAAAGAUUUCCACAGAAAUAUUUAUCUAAUCGAUUAGAUCUAGAGAAUAAAAAUCAAUUAUAUCAUCGUCAUCAUCCUCAUCCUCAUCCUCAUCCUCAUCAUCCUCAUCCAUCUACAAUGAUAAUGAAUAAUAGAUCUAAUCAUUCUAUGAAUGAUACAAUAUUAUUCAAUGAUACAUUAUUUAUGAAUAAAUCAAAUACAGAUACAUAUUUACAUUCAUAUAAUUGUUUUAUGAAUGGAAUAGAUACAAUCGAUGAUAAGAAUAUAAAAUUAUAUAAUGAAUAUAAUACAUGUAUCAGUCCAUUAUUACUACUAUCAUCAUCAUCAUCAUCAUCAUCAUCAUCGUCGUCGUCGUCGUCAUCAUCAUCAUCAUCAUCAUCAUCAACACAUUCCACAUCAUCAUUUUUCACUGGGAAUAAUUCAACACCAACACCAACAUCAACAUCAUCAUCAGCAGCAGCACCAGCCGCAUCAUCAUCAUCAUCAUUAUUAUUAUCGUCUAAUUUAUCUAAUUUAUCUUCUAUAUCUACACCAUCAAUGAUAUCAUUACAUUCAAAUAAUUCUAGAUUAUCAAAACUAUCUAAUUAUCAUUUAAAUGAUAUAAAUUCUAUAUCAAUUAAUGAAAUAGAUUGUCAUCAAUUAUGUUUAGUUUGUGGAGAUAAUGCAGCAUGUCAACAUUAUGGUGUAAGAACAUGUGAAGGAUGUAAAGGUUUCUUUAAACGAACAAUUCAAAAAAAUGCACAAUAUGUAUGUCUUCAAGCUAAAAAUUGUAUAGUAGAUAAACGUCGACGUAAUCGUUGUCAAUAUUGUCGAUUUCAAAAGUGUUUAAAAGUUGGAAUGGUUAAAGAAGUUGUUCGUCGAGAUAGUCUUAAAGGUCGUCGUGGUCGUUUAUCAUCGAAAGCACGUUGUCAAUUAAAUGAACAUGGUGGAUUAACUCAUUAUUAUAAUGAUAAUAAUAGUAAUAAUAAUAAUAAUAAUAAUAAUAAUAUUCAUAAAAAUCUAUUACCAUUACAUAAUUUUCUUCAUAAACGUAAUAGUAUCUCACCAAAUUAUUCAUCGAUUCAUGGUAAACGUUAUUCAAGUUGUAAUCUACAAUUGAAUCAUUCAAAUAGAACAAAUACUUGUCAUGUCAAUUCAACAGUUACACUUUUAUCAAUGUUAAGUAGAGCAUAUGAAUUGAUUGGACCAACUAAUCAUUCUAUAAUCAAUAAUAAUAAUAAUAAUAAUAAUAAUAAUGAGAAUAAUAAUUAUAUUCAAACAAAUCAAUACUUAAAUAAAUAUGAUGUAUUCAAUGAAGAAAUAAAAGAUUCUUUACAAACUUCACCAGAUACUAUUGAAAUUGAUGAACAAUAUACAAGUAAAUUUUGUACAAUUCUAGAAGAAUCCAUGCAAGAAUUAAAACGUUAUGCUGAAUUAGUUCCAGGAUUUAUGAAUUUAUCAAUAAAUGAUCGUGAAAUUAUGUUAAAUUUACAUUAUUUAGAUUUAUUAAGUUUUCGUUUAGCUUGGAGAUGUGCCAUGGAAACAGAAGUCACUACACAUUUCAAUUAUACACCAACAUUAUUUAUUGAAAAUCAUUCCGAUAAUUGUAUAAAAUUAAAUCAAAUUACACAUGAAAAUUCUUUCAUAGAAAAACCGUAUGAUAUCUCUUCAUCAACUAUACGAAUGACACCAACAACGCCUACAGCAACAGCAACAACAACAGCAGCAGCAGCAGUCGCAACAGCAACGGUGACAUCAUCAUCAUCAUUAUCAUCACCGUCAACAAUAACCACCAAAACAACAACAACAACAGCAAUGACUAAAACAAAUACAUCAUCUAAUUAUGAAAAUAUUUAUAUUCCAACUAGUAAUAAUUGGAAUCAACAAAUGCAUCAUUCUAGAAUGGAUAAAUCACAUUUUAUUGAUUGUUAUAAAACAAACUACUUAUUAAAUGAUAAUAGUAGUAUAAAUUAUCAACAUAAAGAAAUUUUAUUUCUAUUUGAAAAUGGUAAAUCUAUGUCAUAUACAGAAUUAUUAAAAUCUGGUUUUGGUAAUUGGGCUAAUCAAAUUAAACAAUUUAGUACACAAUUAAAAUUAUUAAUACAAGAUGAUUAUAAUGCAAUUUGGGGUUUAGCUGCAUUGAUUUUAGUGAAUUAUAAAUCAAUCAAUUAUCUUACACCAUUGACAAAUUCUAGUGAAGUCUAUUCAUUACAUCAUAGAUUUGUUGAAAUGUUAAAAAGUCAUUGUUGUUCAUCAACUCAACAUAUAAAUUUAACAUCAAAUACACAUACAUCAUUAAUUCAUGAUUCAACUAAUACUACUAACACUAUUACCACUACCACUACCACUACUGCUAAUACUCCUACUACUACUAUUACUAAUAACAAUAAUACUACUAACAAUCUUAUAAGUAGUCAUAAUAAUUCAACUAAAAAAUCCAAUAAACUCAAUACAAAUGAUCAUAUCAUAUCAACAUCAUUAAUACGUAAUGAUUCAACAUAUUUUUCUAAAGUAUUUCAACAAAAAGAUAUUAUACAUGAUAUAACAAAAGAAUAUUUAAUUCAACCAUUACAACAAUUAUUUAAUCAUGAUCCAAAUACAUAUUCAUGGUUAAAAGAUAUUUUAGAUAUAAUCAAAUUAUCAGACUAA